AUGUCACCUUCCAACGGCGCAGAGCCGCGUUAUGCCUCCAUCAAUGAUCGAGAGAGUCAAGCUCCCGAGCUUUGCAUGGAGCAACCCGGACUCGAAGUCGCUGCACAACGACAGAAUGACGCGGCGGAUUGGUCCGGCCUUCAAAUCACUCAAGCACCUUCCGAAUAUCAACAAGUUCCUGGCAAGGAGGCAGUGUCAUUUGGAAAGAGUGAGAAGAUUCCCGUCGUCGAAGACCAUGCCGUGGCCGAGGUCGAGGGCGUCGGCAAGACGCCACCGACAUUAACACCAAAAGCCAAACGACGGUUCUUAAUCGCGGGCGCAAUCUUCCUGCUAGUCGCGUUGGGAGCUGUUGUCGGAGGCUUCACGGCAAGCAGGGAAGCGAAGGCUUCGUGGAACAGGGUCUGGGGAACGUCACCAACAGGAGAUUCUGGGACUGCAGAGCCCACGGGAACAUCUACCACCAACUCCACGACGAAUUCGCUACCGAUAAAGCAAGGGCCACCAUUGACCGUCACUGGUUGGCGAAAGGAAAUGGGCGUCGAGAUCUUCCUCUUCUAUCUGAACACCGAAAACGUGAUUCAACGCUCGACGUUGACUUCGACAUCGACGUCGACAGGGACAAGCAAAAAGAGUUGGGGAACAACAACCAAGAAAUACUCCUCCUUCGUCAGUGGGAGUAGUCGUCUGUCGGGGACCAUCAUUCAAUACGGCGAUGGGUACCAGCCGCAAACCGAACUGUUCUACACGAAUGAAGACAACCGGCUCAUUGGCUUAAGCUUCAACGACAAAUACAGCCCGGUAUAUCAGGAGGACAGCAUCAAGAACAUGCUUCUCGCCACCGGCACCAACAGCAGCGUCAGCACGUACUGGCCCUGGGCAACAUUUCAAGGAUCCGACGGCAGGCUGUGGGAGGUGCGCAAUCGCCUCCGGGAGGAGUUCUCGCCUGCGGCAGAAUGGGAUGCGAAAAAAUUAGACAUCAUUGCCGCUGAUGCCAGCCGUUUGGCAUUGGUGCCGCUGGCAACCAACUUCAGCCAGAUUGCUACUAAAGGUGGUUACGGUAUUGUAUAUCAGGACGAAAACAAUCGGUUGGCUGUUUUCAUGCCUGAUUUCAGGCUCAACUCGGAUGAACUCGGGACGUACUAUGCCGCUUCCUGGCCUACGGAUUUUCUCUCCGUUACCCUGCCGGAUCACGGAGUAUUUGCCGCAUUUUCUGUCGCCCGGCCUUCGGACUCGCUCGGGCGAGUAAAUACCUACAUCCUGUAUGUUGACGCAUCUUCAAACAUCAACGUGGCCUACACCGAGGAUUCUUCAUCGUGGCUUAUCUCUCGACCAUCGGCCUUACAAAACGUCGAUCCUGAUACGGAUAUUACGUGCCUGACGAUGGCGACCACAUACCGAGAUUCGAGCCAGAGCGAGGUGCCACUGAUGGACGCUUCUUGGAAGCUAGCUCGGUGUUAUUUCCAGAAGGGCGGGCUGUUGCGAGAGAUGGUUUUUGAUGGUACCGACUGGGUUCAUUUCGGGAACGUGCCAGUAUCGUAG
This is a messenger RNA of Colletotrichum karsti, 1539 nucleotides long. RefSeq lists its product as uncharacterized. NCBI's taxonomy places the organism in Eukaryota, Fungi, Ascomycota, Sordariomycetes, Glomerellales, Glomerellaceae. The coding region runs from base 1 to 1539 and encodes 512 amino acids. The record is from RefSeq and is a predicted model, not a curated record. The transcript has 4 exons.